Molecule: messenger RNA, 684 nt
Organism: Amoebophrya sp. A25
Lineage: Eukaryota; Dinophyceae; Syndiniales; Amoebophryaceae
Source: the annotation of a GenBank genome assembly
AAACAUGUGACCUACCACCGAGAGGAGCUGUCGCGCCUUGCAGACCCAUGGUGCCAUGUGGCAUCGUCCGAACUCAUGGUUGAACGGUUUUGUAGCUGGGCCCAUCAGAACAUCGGGCGGAGCUUUGGCGGCACUGGUAAUUCGGCAUCGAGCGGUGGUAACGUAGCAACCACACGGCAAGAUGGUGGAGGGAGUGACGACAUUGUGAGCGGAGUAGUAGGGAUGCAGCUCGCGAGACUCAGUCAAAGAGUACAGCGACGGCUGCAAGGAAUGCGCGUGCAUGCAGGCGAGGCAGCUAUAGAAUUUCAAAGCCUUUUGCAGUACAUGGAGACGGAAGAUCAGGACUCUGAGGUUGCUGCGGCUCCCUCGGCCUUCAAGAGAAUGCGCAGAAUGUUGAUGCUCGGAAACGACAGGAGUAUGCACACGAAGGGUGCCUUUGCAGAGACGGACUCCCUUUCUCGAUCACUUAGUCUAUCCCUUUCGAAUGGCCGGAAGGACCUCGCCGCCCUUUCAUGGCAAGCGCCAAUGGUGGAAGCCGAGUUGGUUUUCACCGACACCACGCUUCUGGACGACCAUGAGUACACCGCUUACCAGCAAGAGUGUGUCGAUACGACGAAUUUGUUAGACACUACCGUGCACGCUGCUGGCGAUGAUGACGAAAACAGUCGUGACGCGAGCGCAUCA